Molecule: messenger RNA, 1524 nt
Organism: Saccoglossus kowalevskii
Lineage: Eukaryota; Metazoa; Hemichordata; Enteropneusta; Harrimaniidae
Product: N-acetylglucosamine transporter UNC93A-like
Source: RefSeq, a predicted model, not a curated record
AUGGAUUCGAAGAGUACACAGACGUUAACAAGUGAUGAUAAUGCACUGAAUAAAGAUUGUGCUGACACGAUGAUUAAUCCAGUAGAUGUCAGUGAAAUUGGUGUCAAUGACAAGAUGGACUUUGAUUACAGUAAAGAUGAAACUGUUGAUACCUGGCUGGAAUCUACAGAAAGGGAAUCCGGUUGGGAGAAAUGUAAAAGAAGUCUUUUUAAAAACAUACUUUCAUUGAGCCUUGGAUUUCUUUUUCUAUUCACUGCAUUUCAAGCUUUGUCUAAUCUUCAAAGCAGUAUAAAUUGUGAUGAUAGUCUGGGAUUUGCAUCAUUAUCAUGUAUCUAUGCAUCUCUGAUUGUGUCAUCAUCGUUCCUUCCUCCGAUUAUCAUACGUCAUCUGGGUACAAAAUGGACUCUGGUUAUCUGCAUGAUUUGCUAUGUGCUAUAUACUUGUGCAAAUUAUUAUCCAGAGUGGUAUACACUUAUACCAGCUUCAGUGCUCUUGGGAUUUGCGGCAGCACCCCUAUGGACGUCUAAGGCUACGUAUUUAACUACAACCAGUUCCCAAUAUGCAGAAUUAAGCCACGAGAGUUCAGAAAUCGUCAUCAAUCGCAACUUUGGUGUAUUUUUCAUGUUUUUUCAAAGCAGUCAAAUAUGGGGUAACCUCAUGUCAUCCGUGGUGCUGGGAUUAGCUGAUGAUAGCAACUCUACUGAAGAAACUGGGACAUACACAUGUGGUGCCGACGAUUGCCAAAAAAAUAACGGGAAUGACACAACUUUCUGCAAUCCACCAGCACGCAAUGUGACUAAUUUACUAAUAACCAUGUACCUAGUAUGUGGUAUCAUCGCUAUUAUUAUUAUCAUCGUAUUACUCGACAAACUGAAUGGUGAUCAGGAAAAGAAGACCCACCAGAAACCAUCGUGUAAUCUUUUCUUAGUCACAUUGAAACUUCUCAAAGAUUACCGAAUGGAAUUAAUGAUACCUCUAACAAUCUACAGUGGUCUUGAACAGGCUUUCAUCGCUGGUGACUUUACUAAGUCAUAUGUGUCAUGUGUUAUCGGUGUUGAAAUGGUCGGAUACAUCAUGAUAUGCUAUGGUGUCAGCGAUACGUUAUUCUCUUUUAUCGCCGGAUACGUUGCAAAAUAUAUCGGUCGGGUGAUACUGAUUGCUGUGGGUACUUUGAUUCACUUGGUUCUCAUAGUAUCGUUGUUACUAUGGGAACCCCGAGAUGAUGAUGGAGCUAUAUAUUUCACCAUAGCAAUAGGAUGGGGUAUGGCUGAUGCAAUAUGGCAAACACAGAUUAAUACAAUUUAUGGGAUAUUAUUCAGCGAUGACAAAGAAGCAGCCUUCUCCAACUACAGACUAUGGGAGUCAGUUGGAUUCACUGUAUCUUUCGCAUACAGUAUCUUUAUCUGUGUAUACAUCAAGUUAUAUAUUCUGAUAGGCGUCCUCAUAGUUGGUGUUUUCUGUUAUUUUAUAGUCGAGUACAAGCGAUGGAAAAAUGACAAUCAAGGGUAUCCCGUUGACACCUAG